AUUGUUUGCCACCUCUUAGGCCUCAACUCAAUUGAACCGUGACGACAUGGCUGCUCCAGUCGUUCCAAGCAGCUUCCAAAUUUACAACUCAUACGUCGAAGAUCUCAAAUGGCAGAUUAAAUUCACCAUAAUCUGGUGCUCUGGCAUCGCACUGGCUGUGGUCGUUUCUAUUCCAAGUGUUGGUCUGAGACAUGGGCGUUCCCUCAAGGGAAUCGCUGGAAUAUCAGAGACUGAUGGGUAUCAGUCUGCUCAUUCCGAUGGCAAGGAGCCACCGCCUACUACCCGUCGAAGAGGUCGCAGAUUGAUCAGAGCUUGGAAUGCUCUUAUCUCACCGACAUACUGGUCUCCUCCUAAGCUCGGGCUUAAUGUUGGACAAAGUGCGCAUUGAAGGUGUUUGUUACUGAUAAGAAAAACUGACACUUUGUAGCUUAUUCAGUUGUAGUUUUAUUGGCGUACCUCACAGCUGUACGCAUCAUAAAGGAUGCACCUCUUAUUUCUAAUCCGAACAG
Messenger RNA from Suillus discolor, 509 nucleotides. RefSeq lists its product as uncharacterized. The transcript is spliced from 2 exons. The record is from RefSeq and is a predicted model, not a curated record. Lineage: Eukaryota; Fungi; Basidiomycota; Agaricomycetes; Boletales; Suillaceae. The coding region runs from base 47 to 388 and encodes 113 amino acids.